Messenger RNA from Entelurus aequoreus (snake pipefish), 10866 nucleotides. RefSeq names its product tet methylcytosine dioxygenase 1 (gene tet1). The record is from RefSeq and is a predicted model, not a curated record. Gene Ontology annotation, molecular function: DNA 5-methylcytosine dioxygenase activity; zinc ion binding; DNA binding. Gene Ontology annotation, cellular component: nucleus. The transcript has 12 exons. The coding region runs from base 503 to 6430 and encodes 1975 amino acids. NCBI's taxonomy places the organism in Eukaryota, Metazoa, Chordata, Actinopteri, Syngnathiformes, Syngnathidae. Gene Ontology annotation, biological process: oxidative demethylation; positive regulation of transcription by RNA polymerase II.
ACCCAGAGCGGAGAUCCGUGCCUGCUUUUCUAACCUCCUCUCAGCGAGACGACGUCGACCAGCUCUCUGCCGGCCGAGCCCGAAGGUUGCGUCUGGCGGAGGGGGAGAGCGAGCGAGGUGAGCGGGGCUACCCUGGCUGGCUUGACAGAAGGAAGAGGGAUUGACAUUGUUUUCUCGGGUGUUGUUUGCGCCGCGCCAGGGAGAGAGGCGGUGCAACGGCGGAGGAAGAAGCGAGCGACGUGGCCCCCAGUGCGCCUGUCAUGUCCGUGUGGGAGCCAACUUGCCAGCAGCGGUCUAAUUUUGCCGAGGAGGGAAACGCAUACUGGCUGGAGAGGAGUAUUAUUAGCAGUUCUCUCUGGUCAUGCACCGCCAACUGCUAUACCCAAGUGGGCAGGUCAAGAGUAAAACGGUAGAUUCGUAGGACCAAUUGUGCAUCAAGUUCAACAGCAAACCCUGGCUCCCAUGCUGGCUGUCACAAAUCCCCCACUCCAUACCCUCAGCCAUGCCUGCAACCACCAAAUCCACCAGGAGAAAGACUGGCCAGAGAGCAGUGAGCAGCAAAAGACAAACCGGCAAAUCAAAUAAGGCCGGAGGGAGAGCUUCAGAGCGUCUCCAGACCAGGUCGACCUCCAAGACUCAGUCAGGCCGAAGACCUCGGGGAAGACCCAGUAGUCGGGUCUUAGGUGGAAGAAGUGUGUCGCCUGCUCGGGUUAACCCUGCCCUCGAUGUAACAGGAUCUGUAAGGCUUAGGCGCUUGAGCAAUGUGCCUAACCACAUUGGCGAGUUCGAAGACCCCCUAUGGCGCAGGAAGUCCCCACGGGGUGUACGGGUGUCAGCUGAUUCCUGCUUGCCUCCCAAACCAUGCAGAGGUGCAAAAAAGACCAGGGGAGGUCGAGGAAGAGGAGCCGCAUCACAUCGCAGAAACCAGUUGAUCACCAGCAUAGACGAAACAACUACUGAUGUCCAGAAACCAGAACCGUGUAUUGAUGAAGAACAUCUUCCAGUUUCUCUGAAAACUGAUUUUCAGGUCCCUGCCAAUAAAAGUGCUAAAGAGGGAAGCCCCCUUAAAGCGGAUUCUCCACCGUGUAAUGACACCCUGGAGGACUGUGUGCCGUGCGGCUGUGACAGCAAAAUAGCCGAGCAAGACCACCAGACAAGCAUUGAAGGUGAUGAAGAUGAAGGUAACCUUCAACUGGAACCAAGCAAAGAUAGCUCCACUGAGCUAGGUGCUACCAGGGUUGACUCCCCUGCUUUGCAAGGACCGGCUCAAAAGCACGACCUUCUCAAAAAUGAUAUUUUGGACUUGGGAGGGAAUAGGACUGAAACCGCCGAGAAAAAGGAGGAGAUACAUCUUGAGGAAGUUGCUGAGAAAACGCCUCCAAGAUCUGAUGAAGCUGAGCAAGUGACGGAGGACAUCGCAGAUGUGCCGGCUAAUGAUGUUAGUGAUGUUCUGACCAAUACAGCUGCAUCCCACCUAAGCACCCCAGCCUCACAACCUCUGGAAUCACCACAGUCCACUGAAGGACCACAGGAACAGUCGCAAGAUAUGGUGCUAACUGUCCCAAACACAGCUACCUCAAAUUCCACCAAAAUCCCCUGCGCCUCAGUGGACCUUCAGAGGCAGAGUGAGACAGAAGUGCAAACUACCAUUCAUGGUGCUAGGCCUCCAGUCCCAAUAACUUCUGCUGUCCCAGAGACCUCCAAGGUGACCAAUCAAGUGCGAAGUACACCUGUUAUUAUCUGUAGUGGGUACCUUAAAUCAAGGAGCUUCUGGGAACCGCAGCAAAGUCCUCCCCAAGCAAAGACGCACACCAAAGAUAGGCAGCCUUUUCCAGAACCAUUAGAGGUGGAGACAUCUUUGCCAUCAUCAAGCAUAUCUGAGUGUGACCCGGCGCCCGAGCUAGAACCACCGCCAAAGAUCUCGACACCCUCUCUGGACGGCAGUUCAGUGUUGUCCUACAGCUCAGAGAGCACACGUUCCUCCUUCUCCUUCGACACAGAAUCCGAGCUUGGCUACGGAGACUCCUCGGUUCUGUCGGGACCCUGCGGGCCUGAGGGCGGGCACCUGCCCUCCUGGCGCAAGGAACAACGGAAGGAGCGGAGAAAGCGUAGCAGGUGCGGGAGGUGCGAGCCGUGCCUGAUGAAGAUCAGUUGCGGCCGGUGCAGCUGCUGCUUAAACCGCAGGACCGGUCACCAGAUCUGUAAGAUGAGGAAGUGCGUUGAACUGAAGAGGAGAAGGCCGUCAAGUCCACUCGCGCUCCCUGUUGCCCAGGUGGUUGCAGAAAGUGGGUCGUUCAAUGGCAAGGGGAAGGCGCCGAUGGAUGACACCCACACUGCCGCAGAGGAGGACGAGGAGGGGGAAGGCCACAUACAACGUACAAAAACUACCCUCAUCACCAACUCGCUCCACCACAAUCCAGCGUCGGACCUCGGUGGACGGCCUGCACUUAUCCAACGAGAGCUCGGGCUGCAGCUGAGCAGCAUUGCACUUCAACAACAUGUACGCCCUUCUGUAAAUUUUCUCAAUGGAUCCCUGGAGAACCAAACCAAACACAAUGGUGCUAAUAUGACUGACAGGUCUCACUUGGACCCCAAGUCUGAGUAUCACAGGGCCAUGAUUGCCUCAGAGCCUCAACGGAGCGUAAUUGCAGCCAUACGUCCUCAGAAUGGAUCUAAGACUUCAACACAUGACACAGUUCCACUGAAAAGAAUCAAACUGGAGGAGCCGUGGGUGCGGGAUGAAGAACCCACCACCACACAGCUUCGUGAGGCGGAUGAGGUCUGUGAAGACCCUCUGUCCACGUUGGCGGCGGUGGUAUGUCUCUCUGUCACACAGAGGAGAGGACUAGAGAAUAAACUCCUCAGCUCACAUUCUUCUUCACUUCGAUGCAUCAAAACGGAGCCAACAGAUCUUCGAUUAAUCAAGAAGGAGUCAAAGGAUUUUAGAAGCGACUUGCUAAGGACUCCCCUGAAUAUCAAGAGUGAACCUCCUUCAAAUGACUUGUUACCAAGCGUGCAGUCUCUGGCAGAGAAGAGGAAUCUUAGUUUUGACCAGGCUAUUGCCAUUGAGGCCUUAACUCAACUGGCAGCUAUACCUCAACACAGCCCAGUGUUCAUUAAAACUGAAAGGAAGUGUGAACUUCCCCCAAGCACGCAAGAAGCCAAACCAUCAGCAACCAUGCGCUACAACAAAGUGUCGGUCAUCAGCUCGCCGAUUCACCAGACAUCCGUAAUACACCCCCCUGUGGCCAGACAAGGGAAUGUCAUCAAGCGUUGCCAGGGCUUAACCGCUAACACAAAACAGGAAAGCGAUGGAGCACCCUGCAGAAGAAUCUACCAAAGCUUUGGAUCUCGUGUGAUCAAGUCAGAAUACAACAAUGUAGGACCCAAUGAAGACCGUGAGCAUCAGUUUUGGGAGAGACAGAAAGUGAGGAGAAACCAAGAUGAGGAGGAGGUGGCGGCUCAACUGGCGGACUUGGCCUUCAUCAUCCAGUCCAGACAGGGCCAGCUGUCAGAGAGUCCUCAUCUGAAGGGGACUCCUGUGUCAGCCAUCAAAUACAACUACAACUCACAGUUAACACCCAGUCAGAAGAAGACGCCCGUAAAGAAAACGAGAACAACUCCUUCAAAGCCCAGGAAGAAAAAGAUUAACGGGGGACCACACGAGGGAAUUGACCGCAGGACCCCCCUUUCAAAACGCUUGGCAAACGGAGAUGCGUCAAACAGAAGCAGAGGAAAGAAGAUCCCUACGCCGGGGAAAUCAGGUCUUCCCCAUAGGAGGAACCUGUUUCUGCCUCAGGCUCAAAUCGACCUGAAGAGGUACAUGGCUGAAGCUCAAGAGAAAGCAAGGCAACUCAUCCACCACACCACCCAGACUCACCACUACAGUCCUCUCACAAAGACCAACGUAGGCCUGGAGAACCCACUAUUGUCUUAUCGUCACCAUCCCCUCCACAUCCAUAAUCCUGCUCCAGGAGGACCACCGCAGGAGUGUGAAAGGCGUUUGUUACCUCAGGUAGCUCAGCCCUUUGGAGGGCUGCAGCACGGUGCUGAUCCCAACGCCAGCCUAGUCGGCGCUGCCCACCUCAGCCAGACUACCUACCCCGAUCUGGCUAACGGCCUCUCGGGGACUCGGCAAUCCCCUCCCCCAAGCCAGCAGAGCUACUACAAGCUGGAGAGGUCGGGACCCGUCACUGUCUUGUCUACGUCUACUGAUGGAGAUGCGGGCCACUCUGCGGAGUCAACUCCAUCCAAGAACAGUGUCAACAGCUUUCUGGAGUCACCCAUGAUGUUUCUGGACACCCCCACAAAGAACCUGCUCAACACACCCUCCAAAAAACUGUCUGAUCUUCCUUCUUGUCAAUGCAUGGACCAAAUCAUUGAAAAAGAGGAAGGCCCUUACUAUACGCACCUUGGAGCAGGACCCAGUGUUCCUGCUGUGAGGGAACUGAUGGAAAACAGAUAUGGCGCCAAAGGAAAUGCAGUGAGGCUGGAAGUUGUUGUUUACACUGGAAAAGAAGGAAAGAGCUCCCAGGGAUGUCCGAUAGCCAAAUGGGUGAUCCGACGAGGCAGCGAGGAAGAGAAGCUGCUGUGUUUAGUCCGGCAGAGGCCAGGGCACCACUGUGACACCGCUGUGUUGGUCAUCCUCAUCCUGGCCUGGGAGGGAAUCCCCCGGCUGGUGGCGGACCACCUCUACCAGGAGCUCACAGAGACCCUCUUUAAAUACGGCUCCCCCACCAGCCGCCGCUGCGCCCUCAACGAAGAUCGUACAUGUGCAUGUCAGGGGUUGGACCCGGAUACCUGCGGAGCGUCAUUUUCUUUUGGCUGCUCGUGGAGUAUGUACUUUAAUGGCUGUAAGUUCGCCCGCAGCAAAGUGCCACGCAAAUUCCGCCUGCUUGGAGACUACCGGGAUGAUGAGGAGAAGAUCGAGAAAAACCUCCAGGGUCUUGCCACUGACCUUGCACCCCUCUAUAAGAGCCUCGCCCCUGAAGCCUUCCAGAACCAGGUGGAACACGAGGAGGAAGGAGACGGCUGCCGGCUGGGCUGGAGGGAGGGACGUCCUUUUUCAGGAGUCACGGCCUGCGUGGACUUCUGUGCGCACGCUCACAAGGACAACCACAACAUGAACAACGGCAGCACUGUGGUUUGCACUUUAACAAAGGAGGACAACCGUGCAGUUCGGAAUAUACCGGAAGAUGAGCAGCUCCACGUUCUUCCACUAUACAAGGUCUCUGACAGGGAUGAGUUUGGCCGUGUUGAAGGACAGUGGGCCAAGAUCCGAACUGGGGCCCUCCAGGUUCUGUCAUCUUUUCCAAGAGAGGUGCGUCUCUUAGCCGAGCCAGUAAAAUCAGCCCGCAAGAUGAGGCAAGAAGCUCGUCUCAAAGCUCAAGCUGAGAAACUGGAGAAAAAGCUUGGGUUGACCCCUCUUACUCCUGCUAAAGUGAAGAGUGAAACCCCAACCAAAGUGCAACACGCCCUUUACAACACUUACAAAGUAUCGCCUCGACCUGCCAGCGUUGGACGGUGCCAGCCCAGCACUUACAGUCAAAGCACCAGCAACUAUCACCAACAGAGGGAGCCAAUGUCCCCCAACCACCACGGCCUGCCGGGUGUCCAGUACGGCCACAAUGGCUCGGUUCUGGCGUAUAAGGCAAUGAAUGACGCAAUGAAUGGGUAUCCUGCAGCACCCGGCGACCAGAGGAGCCCGUUCGGAUCCCCAUCAGAACGUGUAGCUCCGCAUAAUUACCCCUGUACUUUUAAAACUGAGCCCAGCGAGGUGCAAUCUCCUUUGCGGAGACCCUCCCCCAGCGGAAGUGCUCCUCCCCACACCUCCUUCUCCCCUAGACCUACCUCUGAGGGCCUCUUCAGCAGGCUCAACGGACUACACAGGGCGGCGGCGGACGCCGAGCUCUUGAGCCGCGACUUCGCCUCCCUCCCCCAGGAUCCGGAGGAGGUGAAGGAGGAAGAGCUGUGGUCGGACAGCGAGCACAACUUCCUGGACCAUGACAUCGGCGGCGUGGCCGUGGCGCCGUCGCACGGCUCCAUCCUCAUCGAGUGCGCGCGGCGGGAGCUGCACGCCACCACGCCCAUCCUCAAGCCCGACCGCAGCCACCCCACGCGCAUCUCCCUGGUCUUCUACCAGCACAAGUCCCUCAACGAGCCAGGCCACGGGAUGGCCAUGUGGGACGCCAAAAUGGCCAAGCGGGAGCGGGAGAGGGAGGAGGAGGUGGAGCGGUUGAGGAUGGAGGAGGCGGGCAUAGGAGGUGCCCGCAGGGAGCUGGAGGAGCGAGCAGGCGUGGAGGGAGAGGAAGCAUGGAAGAGGAUGAAUGUUCCCACGCGGCAAACGUGGACGCUACCGAGGGACGGCGUCAUCACUGUGUCCCCUUACGCUCUCACACAUGUGACGGGUCCUUACAACAGCUGGACUUAACACACACACACACACACUGUGCUUAUUUAUGCCUUACCUCAAUCAACUUGAGACCGCUUGUCUUUUGUGUUUUUGUUGUUUUUUUUCCACCUGGUUCUCAUCGUGCUCUUUUUAUCUCUGUUUGCUCGCUUUGUGCUCCUUCGUCUCUGACUCACCAGCAAUGAGGAAGACCAGAGUUUGUAGGGUUUUUUUAAACUGUGAGUUUUGUUUUUAAAAGAGAUGGUGCUUUGAAGCAUUUUAAAUCUGUUUUUAAGGGUUUUAGGAUUUGGUUUUCUGUGUGUAUAUAUAUAUAUAUAUAUAUAUACAUACAGUACAGGCCAAAAGUUUGGACACACCUUCUCAUUCAAUGCGUUUUCUUUAUUUUCAUGACUAUUUACAUUGUAGAUUGUCACUGAAGGCAUCACAACUAUGAAUGAACACAUGUGGAGUUAUGUACUUAACAAAAAAAGGUGGAAUAACUGAAAACAUGUUAUGCGGACUCUGUAUCCGUCCGUUGUGGUGAAGAAGGAGCUGAGCCGGGAGGCAAAGCUCUCAAUUUACCAGUCGAUCUACGUUCCCAUCCUCACCUACGGUCAUGAGUAGAGAUGUCCGAUAAUAUCGGACUGCCGAUAUUAUCGGCCGAUAAAUGCUUUAAAAUGUGAUAUUGGAAAUUAUCGGUAUCGGUUUCAAAAAGUAAAAUGUAUGACUUUUUCCAACGCCCCUGUGUACACGGACGUAGGGAGAAGUACAGAGCGCCAAUAAAUGGGGCGGCAUGGCGUAGUGCAGGGAUGUCAAACGUACGGCCCGAGGGCCGGAUCAGGCCCGCGAACAGGUUUUAUCCGGCCCGCAGGAUGAGUUUGCUAAGUAUAAAAAUUAACCUGAAAUUUUUGAAUGGAAGAAACAGCUGUUCUAAAUGUGUCCAUUAGAUGUCGCAAUAGCAAUUCUUUGUAUCUUUGUAGAUGAUGCUACAUAUGUAAAAAGUAAACCACAUGAUGUGAGUACAUCAGUCGAGGAAAAUGAUCAAACUACAUAAAUAACAUCCUGUAAUUUGAUUUCGAUAUAUUAUUUUUUUUAUCUUGAUAGAUUGAAAAUUAACACCAAUGAGUUGACUGAUGAACUAUCACAUAAUUUAUUCAGAAAAUAUAAAUAACAACCAAAAAAGUAUAUAUACUAUUAACCGCAACAGGUAAUUGUAAAAAAAACAACAACAUUAUGAUUUGUACAAUUUCAGAAUGUGCUUGUUCUAUUUUUAAACAAAGAAUCUGAAGUUUUUUUUAAAAUUUUUAUGUUAUCAUGCCUUGAUUGUACCAGUCCGGCCCACUUGGGAGUAGAUUUGUCUUCAUGUGGCCCCCGAUCUAAAAUGAGUUUGACACCCCUGGCGUAGUGGGCAGAGCGCCCGUGUCAGAAACCUGAGGGUUGCAGGUUCGCUCCCCGCCUCUUACCAUGCUGUUGUGUCCUUGGGCAGGACACUUCACCCUUGCCCCCGCUGCCGCUCACACCGGUGAAUGAAUGUUGAAUGAAUGAUAGGUGGUGGUCGGAGGGGCCGUAGGCGCAAAUUGGCAGCCACGCUUCCGUCAGUCUACCCCAGGGCAGCUGUGGCUACGAAAGUAGCUUACCACCACCAGGUGUGAAUGAAUGAUGGGGUUUUAACAUGUGAAGCGACUUUGGGUACUUAGAAAAGCGCUAUAUAAAUCCCAGGUAAAAAAAAAAAAAAAUCACAAUCACAUAAUAUCUACGGCUUUUCACACACACAAGUGAAUGCAAAGCAUACUUGGUCAACAGCCAUACAGGUCACACUGAGGGUGUAUGUAUAAACAACUUUAACACUGUUACAAAUAUGCGCCACACUGUGAACCCACACCAAACAAGAAUGACAAACACAUUUCGGGAGAACAUCCGCACCGUAACACAACAUAAACACAACAGAACAAAUACCCAGAACCCCUUGCAGCACUAACUCUUCCGGUACGCUACAAUAUGCACCCCUCUAACCCCCCCACCCUCCCAACCCCGCCCACAUCAACCUCCUCAUGCUCUCUCAGGGAGAGCAUGUCCCAAAUUCCAAGCUGCUGUUUUGAGGCAUGUUAAAAAAAAGAAUGCACUUUGUGACUUCAAUAAUAAAUAUGGCAGUGCCAUGUUGGCAUUUUUUUCCAUAACUUGAGUUGAUUUAUUUUGGAAAACCUUGUUACAUUGUUUAAUGCAUCCAGCGGGGCAUCACAACAAAAUUAGGCAUAAUAAUGUGUUAAUUCCACGACUGUAUAUAUCGGUAUCGGUUGAUAUCGGAAUCUGUAUUUGCGAGUUGGACAAUAUCGGAAUAUCGGAUAUCGGCAAAAAAGCCAUUAUCGGACAUUUUUAGUCAUGAGCUUUGGGUUAUGACCGAAAGGACAAGAUCACGGGUACAAGCGACCAAAAUGGGUUUCCAGAUGGGGUGAGAAGCUCUGCCAUCCGGGAGGAGCUCAAAGUAAAGCCGCUGCUCCUCCACAUUGAGAGGAGCCAGAUGAAGUGAUUCGGACAUCUGGUCAGGAUGCCACCCGGGCACGUCCGACCGGUAGGAAAGACCCAGGACACGUUGGGAAGACUAUGUCUCCCGGCUGGCCUGGGAACACUUCGGAAUCCCCCGGGAGGAGCUGGAUGAAGUGGCUGGGGGGAGGGAAGUCUGGGCUUCCCUGCUUAGGCUUUCUUUCUUUCUUCAAAAUAGCCACCCUUUGCUCUGAUUAUUGCUUUGCACACUCUUGGCAUUCUCUCGAUGGUCUUCAAGAGGUAGUCACCUGAAAUGGUUUUCACUUCACAGGCGUGCUUGAAGCGUUUUUUUAACGUGUUUUCAGUUAUUUCACCUUUUUUUGUUAAGUACAUAACUCCACAUGUGUUCAUUCAUAGUUUUGAUGCCUUCAGUGACAAUCUACAAUGUAAAUAGUCACGUCAAAUAAAGAAAACGCAUUGAAUGAGGAGAAGGUGUGUCCAAACUUUGGGCCUGUACUGUAUAUUCAUGAUAAAAACAAAACCAUGUGACCAUGUGAUUAUUUAUUUCUGAUCAAAGUGAUUUCUAUUUAAUUCCUGGUGUUAAGCCUGUUUACUGCAAGAGUUCUAUGAUAACAGACAUUAUGUGUUGGCAUGCAUCACAAUUAUUCUCUUUGUUUAGUUUUCUUCUCACUGGUGCCAUUGUCACUGUACCCUUUUUAUUUUUUUAUUUUUUUUUUAACUCUAUCAUACAUAUAUUUACUACUAAAUUACUUUUGUAGCAUAAUGGCUUUCCACAUCAGAAUAUAUUGGAUGGUAAUGAAAUGAUUUAUUUUGUUUUCUGGAAAGUUGCUAAAAAAAAAAAAAGCACUUUUUUUUUUGUAAAAUUUUGCUUCAGAAAAUAUAUAUCACAGUUUUAUUUUACAGUAUAUGAUAUGAUGCAUGUUUAAGGAAAUUUACUUUAGCAUUAGGAGCAAUUAUGAUUCAUCACAACAGUUAAGUGCUUAUCAUUAGUGGGCACUUACUUAAUGUCUGGAAAUCGAUUUUAUCAUGUCAUUCAGUUGUGAUCAUAAGACUUACUGUACAUUUUAUCGGUGCUUGUAAGACCUUUUUUUUUUUUUUUUUUUUUACAGAAAGCACAAAGUGUUAUAUAUGCCAACAAAAAUCUUUUUAUAUACACCCAUACAAACAUGACCAGCAUUUGUAACCCACAGUUUAGCCUCAAAACCACUCCAUUCAUAACACCAUCAGUCAUUAGUUAUUAACAACCCCUGCAAAUGUUGUGUUUAAAGCAAUCAGGGGAUUUUAUUUUUACUUUCUAUCCAAAACAUCCUUUCUUGAAAGUGACGUGUCACACUUGCAUUGAUAUACCUUCCUCUUGGUGCUACAGUAACACUCAACCUAUGCUCAAAUGUGACGGUGCUCUUUAAAAACAAGUCACUACAACGAUUGAACAUUUUCGUCACCGGUAGUACAUUGGAAUGCUGUUGUGACCAACAUGCAAUCGUUUUGUUGAUAUCCUUUUAAUGUCCAGGUUAAAUGCAAAUCACGGUCCACAUCUAAUGUCUUCCACAGUCAUCUCAGCAGGAAAAUCACAAGAAAACAACUAAAUGAAUGUAAUCAUGUUUAAAAGCAGUUGAUUUAAUGAAAACCAACAAUUAUCAACACAUUUGGAUUUAUUGUAUUCAGCCCACAUGACAAAACUGUACAUAAAGUGUUGUUUUUUUAUCAACCUGAAGCUAUCACCAGCAUUGCAAAACCUGGAAAAAAAAAAAUUACUACUUCAAAUGUUGUAUAAAUAUGUAUGUGAACUAUAUGGUUUUUACUGUACUGUCUGUAGACAAUGGAUGCUCUUGCUUAUUUUGCAACUGAAUUACUGUACGUGGCUAAAAAAAAAAAAAAAAUAUUAUCCAUUUUAGACUUGAGAAGAGACUAAAUUUUGCAUUCCUUUUACGGAUGUCUGAUCUCUUUUGGGAUUGUGAAAUAAAGUCAUAUUUAUA